Molecule: messenger RNA, 1740 nt
Organism: Neogale vison (American mink)
Lineage: Eukaryota; Metazoa; Chordata; Mammalia; Carnivora; Mustelidae
Exons: 2
Coding region: 613-1533 (306 amino acids)
Molecular function (GO): structural molecule activity
Source: RefSeq, a predicted model, not a curated record
CUUAGGGACGAGAAAAGUAAAGGUUUCCAGAAUGGGAAACGAGAUGGCUAGGUUUAGAAUGGAGGGGCCGUUAAGGGACCUUCUUAAGGCAAAUGGCACACCCUUGAAAGCGAAAAUGGCCCGCUCAUUUUUAAGAGAGGUGGGGGAGGUCGCUCCCUGGUUCCUAGAGGAGGGGCUGCUGAAUAUUCCGCAAUGGGAGCAUUUAGGGGAAGAUCUCAGGCGCAGUCCAAAUAUCGCACCUGGAACUCUUGCCGUGUGGUCUUUGGUGAGGGUCUGCUUACAAUCUACACGAGAGCCCUUAAAGCAAGCAGUGCAACAGGGAGAGGAAGUUUUUGAGCAAGUGAAGGAGGAGUCCCGUAAAGGGUCCUCACGAGACUCCGAUUCCGAAAGUGAACGCUCAGAAGGGCUCUCGGACAGUGAGCUAAAUGACAUAGAAGAAAAGGAGAAAAAUAGAAGGAAGGAAUCACAAGGUCUACAGGCCUUAGAGGAGGUUAAAAAACAGCUUGAGAAAAAAGAGGAAGCACUAAGAAAGGCCAUGGCGGAGUUAAAAUUGCGAGAGGAAGCUGUUGCGCAGUUAAAAUUAAAAGCGGAAGAAGACGCUGUGGCGUCAAGAUGCAGGGACCAAGCCCGAGAGGAGCAGGCCACUGGGGCAAUCCGGACCCUGCGCAGCGAAAGAACCCCCCUUUCUCCGUUUCUAACAGUGCACUGAGUCUCCCCUGUACAUCGCAGACUUGCCUCCUGUCUGAAUGCUGGAACACCUCGAGGGGCGACUCUGCAAUACUCACCAGAAUUCCUACGUAUAUCCCAAUGCCAGUACAAGUGGACUCGAACAAUUUGCUGCUGUUGUUUCGCCACAAACGAGACUUUGGGAUCACCGCAGCCGUAAUUGCAGCCAUUGCAGCGUCUACGGCCACCGCAGCUGCCACAGCAAUAGCGCUAACAACAUCAGUACAAACUGCUGCAAUUCUCAACAACGUCACAGGACUGGUGGCCGAGGCUUUCGCAACACAAGACCAAAUCAAUGGACAUUUACAUGCAGGGAUUCUCAUUGUAAAUCAGAGAGUAUAUCUAGUACAAGAACAGGUUGAUAUCCUGGGGUCAUUAUUGGCUGUUGGAUGCAUAAGCAACAUGCCAGGACUCUGUGUUACCCCAGUAACUUAUAGUAAUUUAACUAUUGCGGCAAAUCUCUCCAAACAGCUGGGACAUAUGCUCAAUGGUACCUGGAAUCUCAAGUUCCAGAAUUUAACCCGACAGUUAAGAGCCCAAAUUGUCACCCUAAAUGCCACUAAGGUGCCCAUUGCCUCAGUCCAAGAUUGGCUUAACAUGCUGCAGCAAUCAGUCUCGUUCCUCAAACAAUGGGCUGGCCUGGGAGCCUUGGCCAUCCUGCUAGUGAUAGCCAAUGUAUUUAUGAUAUGCUGGUUUUGUAGCCUCGGUCGUCGACAGCGUCGACAGCAACAACUCAUGGCCCAGGCCAUGAUGGCUCUCGAGGCUGGUACCUCCCCCCAAGUAUGGCUAGGCAUGCUAGACCGGUAGUCAAAGACGGGUAAGACUGAUCCCACACCAUAGCAACCUAAGACAGGGGCCCCUUGACCAGGAGGAGUACCCAAUGAUGGGUAAGCAUGGGUAGUGAGGAUCGGCAACCUGAGACAGGCACGGUCUCAGCCAUCACAUAUAAAUAAAAUAAAAAAGGGGGAGCUGUCGGGAGCCACGCUGGCAGAACAAGAACAAGAUGGCGCAUGC